Messenger RNA from Diospyros lotus (date-plum), 1282 nucleotides. Its product is annotated as F-box/kelch-repeat protein At2g44130-like. Lineage: Eukaryota; Viridiplantae; Streptophyta; Magnoliopsida; Ericales; Ebenaceae. Gene Ontology annotation, biological process: regulation of phenylpropanoid metabolic process; negative regulation of cytokinin-activated signaling pathway. The record is from RefSeq and is a predicted model, not a curated record. The transcript has a single exon. Bases 42 to 1073 code for a protein of 343 amino acids. Gene Ontology annotation, molecular function: protein binding.
UUCCCUUGUCCUUGCUUCCUGCCUUUGUAGCUUUUGUAAACAUGUCUUCUGAAUUCAACCAGUUCAUUCCGGGUCUGCCCGACGAACUCGCUCUCGAUUGCCUCACCCGCCUCCACUACACGGUCCAUCGGAUCGCCGCCGGAGUCUGCCGCGGCUGGCGAGACCUCGUUCGCAGCCGCGAUUUCUACUACCACCGGAACCGGACGGGCCACACCCGCAAAGCCGCCUGCUUGGUCCAGGCUCUCCCCGUCAAGUCCGAGUCGGACGGCCGGAAACCGCUCGGGCCGCUGAGAUACGGGUUGUCCCUGUUCGACCCGGUCGGAGCUACUUGGGACCGAAUCGAGCCCAUUCCCAAAUACCCAGAUGGCCUUCCUCUGUUCUGUCAGGUGGCGAGCUCGGAGGGGAAACUCGUCGUGAUGGGCGGGUGGAACCCGGUCAGCUGGGACCCGGUGAGGGACGUGUUCGUGUACGAGUUCACGACUCGGAGGUGGACUCAGCGCAAGGACAUGCCGUCGACCCGAUCGUUCUUCGCCGCCGCCGCCGUCGACGGGCGGGUGUUCGUCGCGGGUGGCCACGACGAGAGCAAGAAUGCGCUGAACACGGCGUGGGCCUACGACAUCCGGACAGACGAGUGGGCCGAGUUGCCCCGGAUGUCGGAGGAGCGAGACGAGUGCCAUGGCGCGGCAAUCGGGUCGGAGUUCUGGGUGGUGAGCGGGUACGACACGGAGAGCCAGGGCGGGUUCAAGAGCAGCGCCGAGUCGUUCGACCCGCAAACGGGUCGGUGGAGGCGAGUGGAGGACGCGUGGAGGGCGAGCCAGUGCCCGAGAUCGUGCGUCGGAUGGGUGGGGGAGGACGGCAAAUUGGGGAGUUGGGCGGAGUCGGACCCAGGGGUCCAAGUGGGAACGAGCGCGGUGGAGCUGGGGAGCCGGACCCUGGUGACGGGUUCGGGUUACCAGGGCGGGCCGCCGGGGCUGUAUAUAGCGGAGGGGGGGCAAAAAGGUAAAUUAGUGAAGAUUGAUGUAGCUGAAGAGUAUUGGGGAUAUGUGCAGUCAGGCUGCUGCGUUGAAAUCUGAUGGGAGAGAGUGAGUUGAGUUGAGUUGAGUUAAGUUAAGGCGGCGGCGGUGUUUGUUUCCACUGAGUUUUCACCUUUCCCGGUAUCCCCCUCCCCCCGCUGUACUUAAACAAAUCAUAUUACGUACACAGUAUAGAUGAUCCCUCCCUAUUCAGUGUAUUGUUAUAUUUAUCCUCAGUUUUCAUGGACGUGGUGUGUUUUAUUGUUCAA